Messenger RNA from Hyphopichia burtonii NRRL Y-1933, 1079 nucleotides. It is a transcript of the gene DAL7, whose product is annotated as Dal7p. NCBI's taxonomy places the organism in Eukaryota, Fungi, Ascomycota, Pichiomycetes, Serinales, Debaryomycetaceae. The coding region runs from base 14 to 1030 and encodes 338 amino acids. Gene Ontology annotation, biological process: transmembrane transport. The record is from RefSeq and is a predicted model, not a curated record. The transcript has a single exon. Gene Ontology annotation, cellular component: membrane. Gene Ontology annotation, molecular function: transmembrane transporter activity.
UAGUCCGGCAAUCAUGUCAAUAAUAAGAAUGUUUUAUACCGAAGACGACCAGCCAUUCAGAAUGUGCUGUUUCUUAAGUUUCAAUGGUAUUGCUACCGUGGUUGGUGCGUUAUUGGCCUUUGGUUUGGGUCAUGCAAAUAACGCAGCUAUAUCUUCUUGGAAAUUGAUUUUUUUGGUUAUUGGUUUAUUAAAUUUUUGUUUUUCAAUAAUUUUUUUGAUUUUUUGUCCUGAUCUGCCUGCUAAAGCUAAAUUUUUAACCGAUCAAGAGAAGACCAUUUUAAUUCAAAAAAUUUCAAAGAACGGUAAAGGUAUUAAAGAUAAAAAAUUUAAACCUUAUCAAGCUUGGGAAGCAGCAAAAGAUGUAACCGUUUAUAUCCUUGCAUUAUCGGGUCUUUGCUGUGGUAUAAUUAACGGUGGUAUAUCUAAUUUCUUAAGUAGUAUCAUUAAAAGUCUUGGUUUCACUGGGAUUGAAGCUACUGCUUAUCAAUUACCAACUGGUGCAAUUGAAUUCGUAAUGGUUUUCUGUUCGGGGCUUGCUGCAAUCUUUGUGAAAAAUACUCGUUGUAUCCUUUACUUCUUACUAUGUUUACCAGGUUUUGUUGCAAUCAUCGUUUUACAUUUAGUCGAUUUAAGUAAUAAAUCGGCAGUAGUAGGUACUUUCUUUUUCUAUACAAUUGGUGGUCCAGUUAUUUUAAAUUGGGUAUCCAUUAAUAGUAUAGGUGGUGACACUAAACGUACUGUUGCCUCCGGGUCUUGGUUUGCCUUGUAUGCAACCGGGAACAUUAUUGGAUCAGUUAUAAUGGGGAUCUCUACAGCCCCUAGAUAUACAAAAGGUAUGAUUGGUUUCAUGACUUGUUAUUCGGCUAUGAUACUAAUGAAUUUCGCUUAUGCUUUGAUCUUGAUUCGUCGUAAUAAACAGAGAAAUAAAGAACAAGGUGGUUAUAAUGACGAGAUUGCCAAACAAGCUGUCUUGGAUGGAUUCAGAGGCUUGACUGAUUUCGAAAAUAGAAGUUACAGGUAUCCUCUAUAAAUCUAUAUUUAUAACAUCUAUAACUGAAAUGAAAUUAUCUUUAUAAAUU